This is a messenger RNA of Scaptodrosophila lebanonensis, 1384 nucleotides long. RefSeq names its product RAB6A-GEF complex partner protein 2. The coding region runs from base 41 to 1345 and encodes 434 amino acids. Lineage: Eukaryota; Metazoa; Arthropoda; Insecta; Diptera; Drosophilidae. The record is from RefSeq and is a predicted model, not a curated record. Gene Ontology annotation, biological process: retrograde transport, endosome to Golgi. The transcript has 4 exons. Gene Ontology annotation, cellular component: Ric1-Rgp1 guanyl-nucleotide exchange factor complex; Golgi membrane.
UGAUUGUAUUGCAGACAUGGUUGGCAAAAUAAAUAAAUAAAUGAUUGAAAUAAAAGCAAAACUAGUGCGCGCCGAUUCCGCAAUUUACGCCACAGGAGAACGCGUUGAGUGCCUAAUUGAAUUCACACACAAAGUGUUUGGGGAGGAAGAGAAAAACACGCAACGCAAUGCCAACACUGCAAGCCUGGAGAAUCUGGCCUGGGCGUCGGCUCAACUGCAUUGCUAUCGAAAGACGAGCUACAGCACGCCGGGCGCGGAUAAAAGCGCCGAGCUAGCGGAGCUCAUUGGACGCACAGCCCUGGAUGCGGUUACCCAAGCCCCGGGCGAAGUAAUUGUGGCCACCAAGCCGAAGAUUCUGUUCUGCGACCUCAAGCUGCAGCCGGGCGAGACAAAGAUGUAUUUCUUCAACGAGUUUGUGCCACGCGAUGGACCGCCCACAUACCGGGGUCACGACAUACGCUACUUCUAUAAAAUCACAAUUGCGACGCAGCGCGUCAAGUCGAAGGUGCAGACACUGACGGUGCCGAUUAGAGUGCUGCCCAUAUCGAUAAUAGCGCGUCCCGACGAGCUCCCGUGCACGGCGGAAACCAACGAGGAGUUGGCGCCCACCAAUCCCUUUCUGGAGAAACGGGAAUUGAGCGAAUUGGAGAUAUCAUGGCAUCAUCUGAAGAAUGUGACGGCGCGCAGGGCGCCCAAGUUUUAUCGCAUCUCGAAUAAGCAUGGCUUUGUCGGCCGCUUCUGCCUCUUCAAGCCCGCCUACAAGCUCGGCGAGGAUAUUGUGGGCAGUCUGGACUUCUCCAACUGCCAAGUGCGUUGCGUGCAGUUCUCUGUGAAGCUGCAACAACAGGAGCUGCCCAUACGUCCACAGAGCACAGUACCCCAGUCGCAGUCCUCUUCGGUGAGCGACGAGGCCAGCUCCUUGAACUCCUUCGAUCUGGCCAGUGUGGCGAGCGGCAUUGCCGUCGACAAUAUGCAUAAAUCGGCCACGUCGGGCAGUGUGCGAGAUCGAGAGGUGCCGGAACCGACGGGCAAGCUAACGACGAUAGCCACAGCUCAUCAAGUCUGUUACGCCACUCUGCAGACGCAGGUUGUGGUGCCCAUUCCGUUGCAUGUGACGCCCACAUUCCGCACCGACUUGGUGGAUGUUAAAUGGCGUCUACACUUCGAGUUUGUCACCAGCACGAUGAUGGGCUUUGGUGUCCCCAAUCCGGUGGAGGGUGAAUUGAAAGCACCUGCCGAGCUUCCUGUCGAGACAAUGGUCUGGAAUCUGCCACUCACCAUUUAUGCGGCCAAUCCCUUGCAAAUCUAUACGCCAAAUCAAGCCUUUAAUUUGUUAAUUAAAUAAUGCUCCAAGUAUUAUAAAUAAAACAAACGCCGCCCUUAA